Molecule: messenger RNA, 537 nt
Organism: Prunus avium (sweet cherry)
Lineage: Eukaryota; Viridiplantae; Streptophyta; Magnoliopsida; Rosales; Rosaceae
Source: RefSeq, a predicted model, not a curated record
GAUCAAUCUCAUAUGAUGAUUUUGCUUGUUUAUGUUGAUGACAUAAUACUCACUGGGAGCAGUCAGGCACAUUUACAUUCUUUUAUUAAUCAGUUGGGAGCUGAGUUUGACAUCAGAGAUCUUGGUAGGUUAAAUUACUUUCUUGGCAUCGCUGUUACGUAUCACUCAGACUCUAUUCAUCUCACUUAUACCAAAUAUGCCCUCAACAUUCUCAAAAGACACAACAUGCUGGAUUGUAAACCUGUCUCUACACCAAUGGCUUCUAAGGGUCGAUUUUCUCGCACACAUGGCACACCUUUGACCUACUCGACUUUCUAUCGCCAACUUGUGGGGGCUCUCCAAUAUCUAACCAUGACUCGUCCAGACAUUUCCUACGUCGUCCAACAUGUUUCUCAGUUCAUUGGUUCUCCCACUGAUGCUCACCUUGAAGCAGCAAAACGCAUUCUGCAUUAUCUCAAAGGCACGCCUGGUCAUUGUAUUCCUAUUCGUUGCUCUACAAACUCCUCCUUCCUUGUUGCCUUCUCAUAUGCUGACUAG